Molecule: messenger RNA, 1080 nt
Organism: Talaromyces marneffei
Lineage: Eukaryota; Fungi; Ascomycota; Eurotiomycetes; Eurotiales; Trichocomaceae
Exons: 1
Coding region: 1-1080 (359 amino acids)
Cellular component (GO): cytoplasm
Source: RefSeq, a predicted model, not a curated record
AUGCUAGCCAUCUCCGAAAAAGACCUGACCAAGCUUCUACACAGCUUAAACCACGCCCAAUGCCACCACCUCCUCCAAAACCUCUCAACCGCCCUCAGCGCAUUCUCCGCACAGCGAAAGACUAAAGACGUCAACAUACACCAACCACCGCGAACCAGCAUCGUCAGCGAAAAAUGGUCCGCAACAACCUUGUUCAUGCCAGUAUCAGACCAUGCCUCUACAGGAUUUAAGGUCGUCACAGUCCCCAAAGUGAGUACACCCACAAACGGGAUAAGAGGUGUCAUCAACAUCCUCUCUCCAGAGGGGCGGUUGGAAGGCGUCAUGAGCGCGGCGGAGAUUACCGCUUUUAGGACUGCGCUUGCGAGCAUGAUUCCUUUUACACGGUUCUGCCAGCAAUCAUCGGAGGUGGGUAAAAAGAAGAGGAUUUUGAUCUUUGGAUCGGGGAAGCAGGCGGAAUGGCAUGCGCGAUUGGCGUUGUUGACUGUGCCUGAGUCUACGGAUAUUGAGAGCGUGACAUUCGUUAAUCGAAGCCAGCGACGGCUCGAGGAGAGUAUUUCGUCGACUUUGGUUCCCGAUCUAAAGGCGCGAUAUCCCCAUCUUGACAUCAACGCUUAUUCUCGCGAAGAACUUCAAGACAAGGGAGAUGCGUAUCAGACCCGUCUACGUGCCGAUCUAGCGUCAAGCGAUGCUCUAUUUUGUUGCACGCCCUCGACGGAACCAUUAUUUACAUAUGAUGAUUUAACUGCAACCCCCAAAAGAAGAUAUAUUUCAUUGAUUGGCUCGUAUAAACCGCACAUGCAAGAAAUCGAUUCAAGAACGCUUCUAUCGGGGAACAAAGAAAUGAUAUACGUCGAUUCAGUGGAGGCGUGUAUAGAAGAGGCGGGGGAAUUGAUUAUGGCGAAGGUGGAGGAAAAGCAAUUGAUUGAGUUGGGUGAACUUGAUUCGUCUUCUAGUCUCGAUGGGGAAGGGAAUGUGGUUUUCAAGUGCGUUGGGAUGGGGAUUAUGGAUCUGGUUAUUGCGAGGAGUUUGUUGGAGAUGGCGAGGGAGCAGGGGCUGGGGACGGCUGUGGAGGGUUUUUAG